AUGGUCAAAGUCCUCAUCUCCCUCAGCGUGUUGACCGCUGUCGCUAUGGCUGGCUCCGUCACGGAACUCCCCGAGUCUGUGACCAAGCUCAUCGAUUACUCCAUCAACCCCUGCGACCACUAUUACCAAUAUUCGUGUGGCAUGUGGCACAAGGAUGAUGUGCUACCCCCGGACGUAUACCACAUCGAUACGUCGUUUAACAAGUUAGACAUCCAAAACGAAGUCGUAUUGACGAAGAUUUUCUCUGACAACAAGACCAAGCUUCGUAAGUUUGGUGAGUUUUACAACUCCUGUUUGGACACGGCUACGCUAUCGUCACUCGGCCUGACUCCGCUGGAGGACUCGUUCAAAGCCAUUCGGUCGGCCAGCACCAAGUUGGACCUCCUGAUUGUGGCUGCCAAAUUGGCCAAGAACGGCAUCCCUGCCUUCGUAGAAGUCAAUGCGGGUGUGGAAUUUUUGCACGUGUGUAUACCCCGUAGCAAGACCCUCAAGUCCCAACUCGCGGCCACGAAAAACAUCGGCCAAUUAUUCGACUGUCCGGAUCUGCCGGUUAAGCUACGCCAAGACCUUCGCGUGUUGACCCGUCACCAACGCGUGGUUAUCAACAAGUUGCGUGCCCAGAUCCCCGAAAGCGAAGAACUCCGACGCCCGCAACGCUAUCCAAGAGAUCACAGACUUAUUGAUCCACCGGAACGAUCAAAUCGAAGAACUGAAUGA
Aphanomyces astaci is the source of this 717-nucleotide messenger RNA. RefSeq lists its product as hypothetical. The transcript has 2 exons. The record is from RefSeq and is a predicted model, not a curated record. Gene Ontology annotation, biological process: protein processing. Gene Ontology annotation, molecular function: metalloendopeptidase activity. NCBI's taxonomy places the organism in Eukaryota, Oomycota, Saprolegniomycetes, Saprolegniales, Verrucalvaceae. Gene Ontology annotation, cellular component: plasma membrane. Bases 1 to 717 code for a protein of 238 amino acids.